UCUCCUUGUAGUCUAGCGGGGUCUGGAUCCUUCCCGUCCUGUUCCAGGCCGUCUCUGUGUCUUCCAAAGAGGCUCGGAACUUGACCCCUUCUCUUCACAUCCGGAUCCGGGCUCCUCCCCCAGGACCGCCCAUCCGGCUUUCUCUCGGAAUAUUUGGAAUCUGAACCUUUCUAAUUCUGACCCGUAAUAACUCACUGAGACCCUAAAACCAUGGGCUGACGCCUUCUCCUUUUCCAGCGAUCCCUGCCACCUCCCCCUACGGUAACGGAGACAUAAUUUCUCUCCUGGAGUUAUAGAUUAGGCUUCUUUCCUCUCCCAGCGUCUCAGCCUCCAGUACCCCAAUUCGUCCUCGUUUGUAAUUACGUAGGUCUGGGGCUUUCAGCCUCAAGGCACCUCGGAAACAAGCCCUCGCUUUCCUCCUUACAGCCUGGCUUCUCCAGUGACCCCUUUCUUUACCCUAAAUCUGCACAUCCCCCGCCUGGGAAAAGAUGGCCCCACAACCCCUAUGGGGCCUGGUCCCAUCUCUGCUCUGGGGCCUGAGCCUGUUUCUGAGCCUCCCGGGAUCUGUCUGGCUCCAGCCCUCUCCACCUCCCCACUCUUCUCCCCGAGCUGAGCCCCAUCCAUGUCAUACCUGCCGAGCACUGGUGGACAGCUUCAACAAGGGCCUAGAGAGAACCAUCCGGGACAACUUUGGUGGUGGAAACACUGCCUGGGAGGAAGAGAAGUUGUCCAAAUACAAAGACAGCGAAACCCGCCUGGUGGAGGUGCUGGAGGACGUGUGCAGCAAGUCAGACUUCGAGUGCCAUCGCCUGCUGGAGCUCAGCGAGGAGCUGGUGGAAGCCUGGUGGUUUCACAAGCAGCAAGAAGCUCCAGACCUCUUCCAGUGGCUCUGUUCGGAUUCCCUGAAGCUCUGCUGCCCCUCUGGCACUUUUGGGCCCUCCUGCCUGCCAUGUCCUGGGGGCACAGAGAGGCCCUGCGGUGGCUACGGGCAGUGUGAAGGGGAAGGGACUCGAGGGGGCAGCGGGCACUGUGACUGUCAAGUCGGCUAUGGGGGCGAGGCCUGUGGCCAGUGUGGCCUUGGCUACUUUGAGGCGGAGCGCAACAGCAGCCAUCUGGUAUGUUCGGCAUGUUUUGGUCCCUGUGCCCGCUGCACAGGACCUGAGGAAUCCCACUGUCUGCAGUGCAAGAAAGGCUGGGCCCUGCAUCAUCUCAAGUGUGUAGACAUCGACGAGUGUGGCACAGAGGAAGCCACCUGUGGAGCCAACCAGUUCUGCGUGAACACAGAAGGCUCCUAUGAGUGUCGAGAUUGUGCAAAGGCCUGCCUGGGUUGUAUGGGAGCAGGGCCAGGCCGCUGCAAAAAAUGCAGCCGUGGCUACCAGCAGGUGGGCUCCAAGUGCCUAGAUGUGGAUGAGUGUGAAACGGUGGUAUGUCCAGGAGAGAACGAGCAGUGUGAGAACACGGACGGCAGCUACCGCUGUGUCUGUGCUGAGGGCUACAGGCAGGAGGAAGGUGUCUGCUUGAAGGAGCAGAUUCCAGAGCCGGCGGGCUUCUUUGCGGAGAUGACGGAGGAUGAGCUGGUGGUCCUGCAGCAGAUGUUCUUUGGUGUCAUCAUCUGCGCUCUGGCCACGCUCGCUGCUAAGGGUGACCUGGUGUUCACUGCCAUCUUCAUUGGAGCCGUGGCAGCCAUGACUGGGUACUGGCUGUCAGAGCGAAGUGACCGUGUGCUGGAGGGCUUCAUCAAGGGCAGAUAAUCUCUCCUCCCACCCAGGAUACCCCCAGAGGUCAUAGCUCUCUCUCUCCUGCUGGACACCUGGGACACUAUGGUUUCUCUUUGAGAUUGGGGUAAACACCCUUACUGAGCAGCCCAGGACCCCAGUAGCCCCGGGGAUUAAAAAGAAGCCCUGAAGUUGAUGCCAUGAGAACCUUGCCUAGGAGACUGGCAGGCAUUACAGUGUGUGAAUUUCAAAAGACAGUUUCUCCUUAGGGAGGUUGUAGGUUCUGACCCCUCCCGCCCAGGAUGAGAGGUGUCCCCUUAGGGGUGGGGCCACCGUAGCCCUCCUCCCAGGUGCAUGCUGCCAGCUCCUGUUGUGAUUGACCCCCCACAGCCCAGCCAUCGACUUAUUUAUUCAUCUCAGGAAAUAAAGGAAAGGUCUUGAAAACUG
Molecule: messenger RNA, 2162 nt
Organism: Microtus oregoni (creeping vole)
Lineage: Eukaryota; Metazoa; Chordata; Mammalia; Rodentia; Cricetidae
Gene: Creld1
Product: cysteine rich with EGF like domains 1
Exons: 10
Coding region: 489-1751 (420 amino acids)
Molecular function (GO): calcium ion binding
Source: RefSeq, a predicted model, not a curated record